AUGAAGACAUUAGCUCUGUUAGUCGGCGUAUUCGCAGUGGCGGCUGCCACUUCCAUCGACUUCUCGAAGGUGAAGCGCGUCGAGGAGCUGGACUCGUUCUGGGCACAGCUGGCACCGCAACUGCAGAUGCUACGUCCCUCGCAAACCGGCCCGGAAAGUCGAAUCGUCAACGGUCAGGAGGCUCAACCGAAUCAAUUUCCAUACCAAGCGCUGGUACUGAGCUUCUUUGCCGACGGAAACAGCGGAUUGUGCGGUGGUACUGUAUUGUCACAAAACUUCGUACUGACCGCUGCUCACUGCGUUCAGAUCGGAACUGUGGCAAGCCAUGGAACGGUGGUUCUCGGUGCCCAUAAUCGCCAAGUGGAGGAACCAACCCAGCAAAGGUUUGAUUUUGCCGCGGUCAACGUUCACCCUAGUUAUGUCGCAUCAUUGCUUCGCAAUGACAUUGCCACCGUACGCCUUGCCAGUCCUGUCGUAUUCAACGAUGUUGUACAACCGAUUGAUCUUCCUGCGCUGUCCGACAGCAGAACGUUCGCCGGAAUGACUGGAAUUAUCUCCGGCUUUGGUAGGACUUCAGACGAAACGGGAUCGCCUGCUUCCAAUGUGGUGAUGUACACCAGCAAUCCGAUUCUGACCAACGCCGAUUGUCAAUCGUCCUGGAAUGCCAUCAUAAUUCAAGCGCAGAACAUUUGCCUCUCCGGUGACGGUGGCCGCUCGGUUUGCAACGGAGACUCCGGUGGCCCACUUGCCGUUCGGGAAGAUGGCCGCAGCCUGCAGGUCGGUAUUGCUUCGUUUGUGCAUGCCACCGGAUGUGCAUCCGGUUUUCCGGCUGGAUUUGUUCGAGUUUCACACUAUCUGUCAUGGAUUGCGGAGAACUCUGAUGUUACGUUGCGGAACUAA
Messenger RNA from Sabethes cyaneus, 900 nucleotides. RefSeq names its product brachyurin-like. NCBI's taxonomy places the organism in Eukaryota, Metazoa, Arthropoda, Insecta, Diptera, Culicidae. Gene Ontology annotation, molecular function: serine-type endopeptidase activity. Bases 1 to 900 code for a protein of 299 amino acids. The record is from RefSeq and is a predicted model, not a curated record. The transcript has a single exon. Gene Ontology annotation, biological process: proteolysis.